AUGUUGGCCUCGGACGCAUCUGCGGUCAUAUUUUGCUUCCCAGAGAAGAAUGGCUUUGGUUUGGUGUCCGUUCUCUCGUCAGAUGGUUCUUCAAACCACGACAGACGCUGGUUCUUCAUUUGUUCAGACGACAUUCUCAGGCCGGUGCAAAAAACCGUAGAAUCGUUGAAGAAUACGCAAAAGGGUCGUCUACACUACGCUGAUGAUAAUGUUGACGUGGCAGCAUUAUGCCGUCAUUUCGAUUCGAAGUUGCACUUCACCGCUGCCGAAGUGGCCGAACUUUCCAGUACGGAAGAAGCUGAUGCCGGCGUCAGCGCUGUCAUGGACGACGCAAUUCGUCGUUGGAUAAGCUCUGCGAAUGGCUGUGUGAUUUCUAGGACUUCGAACAACGUCAGCUUUUCAUCUGAUACCAGUGCUUUGAAAACCAACGAGCCUUCGGACAGCCAGUGGAUAUCGUACGACAGAAGUUUGACAUCGUUUUUGAAUGAGCUUAAUCAUCAAGUGUCUGCGGUCACUCGACAGUGCUUGCGGAAGUACUGCAAACAACGUAAGAAGCAUUUGGAAAGAGCCGGAGUCAAGCUGCGAGAUUCAGACGUCUAUGCCGAGCUUUUCUCACCAAGUCCUUCGCAGAACCGCGAACGCCUGCCGGUUAACAGUAUAAUUUGUGAUGCGUGAUUGGAUCAGUGGCUGAAGAGAGGUCAAGUACGACCGCAGAUUCCUCAUUCCCAGUUUCUUGCCAUACUGGUCGAAUAUGUGACUGCUCGUGAGAAGUUCCUGCUAUGA
Messenger RNA from Soboliphyme baturini, 783 nucleotides. The record is from the annotation of a GenBank genome assembly. NCBI's taxonomy places the organism in Eukaryota, Metazoa, Nematoda, Enoplea, Dioctophymatida, Soboliphymatidae.